Oncorhynchus kisutch (coho salmon) is the source of this 2024-nucleotide messenger RNA. RefSeq names its product B-cell receptor CD22-like. Bases 96 to 1814 code for a protein of 572 amino acids. Lineage: Eukaryota; Metazoa; Chordata; Actinopteri; Salmoniformes; Salmonidae. The transcript is spliced from 11 exons. The record is from RefSeq and is a predicted model, not a curated record.
ACUUACUAGCAGUUCCCACUCACUACCAGUAGGUUGACUCACUGUACAAGACUCUCCCCUUCACUUCACUCUACUGCAGGGUGGGAGAUGCAACAAUGGGCUUGAGAACAGCAGGAAGUGUGUUGGUGGUCUUUCUCUGGUCUGUGACAGUGGUACUGAGUCAGAAAGGCUGGAGUGUUACAUACACCACUCAGAGUAUCUGUACCUUGAAGGGGUCAACAGUGGAGAUGUCCUGCUCUUACACAUAUCCCAGUGGUACAGUCACAACAACCUUCUGGUUCACCAAAAAGUAUGCUGUGGAGAAUUAUGUAAAUCUGAGAAAUGACUCAAACUACAAAGGUCGUGUGACGUACCGUAGUGAUAAGAUGAAUGGACACAACCUGACAAUCACAGACCUGAGAGAGAGUGACUCAGCUAUGUACAAAUUCAGAUUCAUAACAGAUCAGACUGGAGGGAAAUAUACUGGUGAUCCUGGAGUCACUCUGUCUGUUACAGACCUGCAGGUGAAGGUGACCACUACAUGGUGGUCAACGACACUGACCUGUAGCACCACCUGUACUCUGACUGGUAACCCCACCUACACCUGGUACAGGAACAGUAAGAUUGUACAAGAUGACUCCUCCCCCUCAUACACAGUCUACUUUAAAACUGAAGACAGCUUCUACUGUGCUGUAAAAGGCAUCAAUUCUAAUGCAGUGUCUGUUGAGGGUCACAGUUAUUUCCACGUGACUUACACCCAUCAGAGGAUCUGUACCUUGAAGAGGUCAUCAGUGGACAUAUCCUGCUCUUAUACUUAUCCCAGUGGUCAUACAGUCUCUGAAACAAUCUGGUAUACAAAAGGAAAACUUAAUGAGGCGCCUCAAAUCCUGAGCCCGGGGUAUGGGGGUCGUGUGGAGUACCUUGGAAAUAUGCAGAGUGACUCCAUCCUGAGAAUCACAGACCUGAGAGAGGAGGACUCAGCUGAGUAUAAGUUUAGAUUCACAACCUGGGAGCCCACCUUCCCUGGAACAACUCUGACUGUCACAGGUCUGCAGGUGAAGGUGACUCCUGCCACUGUGACAGAGGGACAGAAGGUGACACUGACCUGUAGCACCACCUGUACUCUGGGUGACAACCCCACCUAUGUUUGGUACAAGAAUGGACAUGUAACCAACCAAUCUACCAGUCUGUUCCUAAACCCAGUCAGCAGUGAGGAUACAGGCAGAUACUCCUGUUCUGUAGAAGGACAUGAGGAUCUCCCCUCUGCUGAAGAGACUCUCACUGUCACAUACGGCCCAAAGAACACCUCAGUGUCAGUCAGUCCCUCUGGUGGAAUAGUGGAGGGCAGUUCAGUGACUCUGACCUGCAGCAGUGAUGCCAACCCACCUGUGGACAAAUACACCUGGUACAAGAAGAACGUAACCUCACCAAAAGCAUCAGGACAGAGUUACAGCAUCACUAACAUCAUCUCUGAGGACAGAGGAGAAUACUACUGUGAGGCCCAGAAUGGAAGAGGAUCUAAUAACUCUACAGCUCAGAUGAUCAUUGUAGCAGGGAAACAAACAUCAGUUAUGUCUGCAGCUGUAGGAAUCAUAGUUGUUGUUCUGGUUCCCAUCCUCUGUCUCUCUGGCUUCAUGUGGUUCAGGAGAUCCACAGCAGAAAGUGAUGCCACAACAGGGAUAGAGAGUGUCCAUCCUGAUCCUAACAGUGACAUGUACACAACACUGAACAUGAAGACCAGGUCACCAGAGUAUGACACCCUGGCAAAUGUGAGGGACUCCCCCACUGUCACAAUCCCUCAGAUAGAUGCUGAUGCCUCCGAUUAUGAGAACUGAAGAGAACCACCACAGAAUCUGGACUAAAGAGAACCACAACAGAACCUGGACUGAAAAGAACCACCACAGAACCUGGACUAAAGAGAACCACAACAGAACCUGGACUGAAGAGAACCACAACAGAACCUGGACUGAAGAGAACCACAACAGAACCUGGACUGAAGAGAACCACCACAGAACAUGACUGAAGAGAACCACCGUAGAAACUGG